AUGCUGGCUUGGCCCUUUCUUCUAGCGGCGCUCACGCUGCUCCUCGCCGCGGUCCUCACACGCUACUACGAGGUCGUGUCGCUUCUGAGCGCCCCUGCGGACCACCUGAGCGACCCGCUCCCUCCUGGCAUCGGCGUGGAUGGCAUCGAGGCGUACCUCUCGGAGCGGGACGAGCGGGCGGGGCCACUGCAGCCAGGCGUGAGCUCGUGCGUGCGGUGGGCGGGCAGGCGCGGCGCGGCGACCGACGUCGCCGUCGUCUUUCUCCACGGCUGGUCCGCGUCGCCAGAGGAGAUUGACCCCGCCGACGCGGAGAUUGCCACGCAGCUGGGCGCCAACCUGGUGCGCGUGCGGCUGAGCGGGCACGGGCUCGCGCCGCCGGAGCGGGCGGGGCGCGGCCUGUGCGAGCAAGCCAAAUGCGGCGAGCUCCUCCGCGACGCCGCCGUCUCUCUCGCGCUCGGCCGGCUGGCGGGCAGGAGGGUCGUCCUGGUCGGCUGCUCGACGGGAGGGACGCUCGCGGUGUGGCUCGCCUGCCAGGCGUGGGCGAGGCCGGCCCUCGCCGCGCUCGUGCUCGUCUCUCCCGGCUUCGCCCUCUCGCUCGCCGGCCGGGCGUACGCUCUCUUCAAGUGGCCCGCGCUGCUGCUGCCGCUGCCGGCGGCCACGAGGCUGGUGCACUGCGUGGCGGGGAGGACGCACCACGUGCCGUUCGUGUCCGAGGAGCAGGCCCGCGUCUGCACGAUGGCCUACCCCUCCGAGUCGGUCGUCAACCUCUGCGCCGUCUACACGAGCGUGCAGCUCGCAGACGUCGCCGCCAUCGGCCGCGCGCGCCUGCCCACGCUAGUCUUCGCGAACCCGGCCGACCCGGUGGUGUCGUACGCGGCGAUGCGCUGCCAGCUCGCCGCCGCCGCCGCCGAGUUUGUCGACGUGCUCGACUCGGAGGAGCCGCACGUCAUCACCGGCCGCAUCUACUCGCCCUCGACGGUGGCCAGAGUCGUCGACCGCGCGAGCGCCUUCCUCGGGCGCGCGCUGGGAGAGGGCGCGCAAUGA
Emiliania huxleyi CCMP1516 is the source of this 1044-nucleotide messenger RNA. RefSeq lists its product as hypothetical. Bases 1 to 1044 code for a protein of 347 amino acids. Lineage: Eukaryota; Haptophyta; Isochrysidales; Noelaerhabdaceae. The transcript has a single exon. The record is from RefSeq and is a predicted model, not a curated record.